This is a messenger RNA of Acanthopagrus latus (yellowfin seabream), 805 nucleotides long. RefSeq lists its product as uncharacterized. The coding region runs from base 71 to 697 and encodes 208 amino acids. The transcript has 5 exons. NCBI's taxonomy places the organism in Eukaryota, Metazoa, Chordata, Actinopteri, Spariformes, Sparidae. The record is from RefSeq and is a predicted model, not a curated record.
UCUAUAAAAAUACCCAGAGAUCAGAGGGAGGAAGCCAAAGUUUGUGUUGCUCUACCGCCCUACGACAGACAUGAUGAUGAAAGGCCACGCCAUCCUCUUUGUUCUCAUCGGCUUGUUGGUUUCUGAAGCCUACUCUCAAGCUCCGGACAAAUCAGAGAAAGAAGUGGCCUCUCUGAGGCUGGAGAUCUCGCUUUUGAAGAAUAGCUACAGACAGCUGUGUCAGAAAUACAGAGACGUGGCCGCCAACUGCUCAGUUCCAGACUUCCAAUGCAACGAGUGUCCAGACAAGUGGCUUCAUGUCGGAGACCAGUGCUUCCUCAUGAUCCCUGACAGGCAGGACUUCGCCACAAGUGCACAAAAGUGUCAAGAGAUGGGGGCUCAUCUUGCCAUUUUGAACAACAGGGAAGAGCAUGAUGCUGUGGAAAAAGAGGGCCGAAGGAUCGCAGGGUUUCACACACACUACUGGAUUGGACUGACAGACAGUGAGACUGAAGGACAGUGGAAAUGGGUGGACAACUCAACAAUUACAACACCAUUUUGGGACCCCGACAAAAACGAGCCCGACAACCACCAGUCUGGUGGGCCGGAGGGAGAGGACUGUGCUGUGGUGAACAGCUACAGUCAGACCUGGUUUGAUGUCCCCUGCUCCUUCUCGUAUCCCCGAAUCUGUCAAAUGAAAGCCAGUCCUAUCCCUUGAUCCCCAUCACAGCACUGCAGGAACACAACAGCCAUUAAAAAUAUUGAGUCUUUAUUGGAAAAACAUCCGUGGCCGAACCUACAAAUAAAAAAUUAUCUUACAAAAGCA